AUGUGGGAUAAAAAUGUGCGUAGGAGUGCUACUCGAAUGCAAGCUGACAAUGAAGAUUACGAGUUGAAGCAAAUGAGGGAUGUGGCUGCUGCCAAGAAGAGAUGGGAAGCUCUGGUUAGGGAAGGAAAGGUUAAAGCUUUAACACCAAGGGAAGCUGGGUAUGCAAUUCAGCUAUCUAACAAAACCCUUCUUGAUGUUCGCCCCUCUACAGAACACAAAAAGGCAUGGGUUAAAGGCUCAACCUGGAUUCCAAUAUUUGAUGUUGGUAAUGAAUUCGACGCUGGAACUCUUUCCAGAAAGUUCAUGAGUUUCACGAUGGGGGGUUGGUGGAGUGGUGUGCCUACAUUGUCUUAUAAUAGCCAGUUCUUGUCCAAAGUUGACGAGAAGUUUCCAAAAGAUACAGAUCUUAUUGUUGCAUGUCAGAAGGGAUUGAGAUCUCUAGCUGCUUGUGAGCAGCUGUACAAUGCGGGAUACAGAAACCUUUUCUGGGUUCAAGGGGGUUUAGAGGCUGCUGAAGAAGAGGAUCUUGUCAGAGAAGGCCCUCAGCCAUUUAAGUUUGCUGGAAUUGGUGGGGUUUCAGAAUUCCUUGGUUGGACUGAUCAGCAAAGAGCUGCAGCUGCCAAAGAAGGUUGGAGUUACCGAUUAGUGUUCUCUGCCCGGCUGGUUGGAGUCUUUCUCUUUGCCGAUGCCUUGUUUUUUGGUGCUCAGAAAGUAGCUCAUUAUCUUCAGGAUAUAAGGUCACAAUGA
Messenger RNA from Prunus armeniaca (apricot), 747 nucleotides. NCBI's taxonomy places the organism in Eukaryota, Viridiplantae, Streptophyta, Magnoliopsida, Rosales, Rosaceae. The record is from the annotation of a GenBank genome assembly.